AGCAGCCCAACCAACAGAGCCCUCCGGAGAACGCAGGAGCCAGCACCCUGCCCCAGAGAGGACAAUGAUAGUCAAGAACGUCUGGGAACCAGUGGGCUUGGGCCUAGCCCUUCUCCUCCUGGCGCUGGAGACCACCGUGACAGGCAACGCUUCCCACAGGUGCUAUGGUACCCCUGGGCUUCCUGGCACACCUGGCAUGCCUGGCAAGGAUGGCAGAGAUGGGCUGAAAGGAGUCAAAGGCGAACCAGGCAUCCCGGCCAUUCCUGGAACCCGAGGGCAGAAGGGGGAGAAAGGAGAACCCGGCAGCCCCGGCCUGCGAGGAAAAACUGGUCCCAUGGGUCCCUCUGGCAUCCGGGGAGAGCCGGGUGAGCAAGGCCAGCCUGGAGGGCCUGGCAUGGCUGGUAAUUACAAGCAGAAGCACCAGUCAGCCUUCUCAGUAGUGAGGCGGACCGGGCAGCACCCAGACAAGAACGCCCCGGUGGUGUUCAACCACGUCAUCACCAACCCCACCCAGGACUACAAUACCACCUCGGGCAAGUUCACGUGCCGCGUGCCCGGCCUCUACUACUUCAUCUUCCACACCUCCCAGACCGCCAACCUCUGCAUCAACAUGUACAAGAACCGGCAGAAGGUGGCCAGCUUCUGCGACCACAUGUCCAACAGCAAGCAGGUCAGCUCCGGAGGCCUGCUGCUGCACAUGGACGCCGGGCACCAGCUCUGGCUGGCAGUCAACGAUUACAACGGCAUGGUAGGCAUCGCUGGCUCCGACAGCGUCUUUUCCGGCUUCCUGCUCUUCCCAGACUAGGCAGGCCGGGCCAGCUCUGGCACGCGCCGGUUGAUCCCAGCCUCUCUUUGCCCUCUAGCGUGCAUGCCUGCGCCCUCCCUGCAUCGCAGUGCCUCACCGUGGGGCACAAGGGAACGGCACGCCCGGGGCUCUCUGCACAGGUCCUCUGCUUGUGUCAGCUUGGCUAGGGCUGGGGCCGGGCCUGUUGGCUGCAGUCCUGUCCUUGUUGGGCCCCAGUAGCCACCCAGAGCAGCCAGACUCCAACCAAAAACUAACCAGGGUCGAGCAGGUUUUCACAUGUGUUUUCGAGACAGAGUCACCAAGUGUAGGGAAGGGGGUUGUCUGGCUGCAUCCCUGCCUAGCGAGAACCACGGUGGCCUCACUGUCCCCGCUCUCCCCAGCCACUCUGCGCUCGCUACACGGUACAGGGUCUAGCUGCUGCAAGCUCUGCAUUAACUAGCCCUCGCUGCUUCACGCUGCUCACACCCAGAGACUCCUAGCCCUGGGGUCUCCCCGCUGCCCCCAGCGAGUCAGCGCCCCAGAAAGUUUGGAAAGGGAACUUGGCCAUGAGCUUCUGUCGAAAAUGUCAAUAAAUCCCCACUCUGUGGCA
Dermochelys coriacea (leatherback sea turtle) is the source of this 1394-nucleotide messenger RNA. It is a transcript of the gene C1QC, whose product is annotated as complement C1q C chain. The coding region runs from base 65 to 805 and encodes 246 amino acids. NCBI's taxonomy places the organism in Eukaryota, Metazoa, Chordata, Testudines, Dermochelyidae. The transcript has 4 exons. The record is from RefSeq and is a predicted model, not a curated record. Gene Ontology annotation, molecular function: protein binding.